Messenger RNA from Mizuhopecten yessoensis (Yesso scallop), 6091 nucleotides. Its product is annotated as mucin-12-like. The transcript has 6 exons. The record is from RefSeq and is a predicted model, not a curated record. NCBI's taxonomy places the organism in Eukaryota, Metazoa, Mollusca, Bivalvia, Pectinida, Pectinidae. Gene Ontology annotation, biological process: regulation of transcription by RNA polymerase II; chromatin remodeling. The coding region runs from base 270 to 2933 and encodes 887 amino acids. Gene Ontology annotation, molecular function: DNA-binding transcription factor activity, RNA polymerase II-specific; RNA polymerase II cis-regulatory region sequence-specific DNA binding.
AGUGCGGUUCACUAAUCCUCUUAGGGAUCUGUCGUUUCUUUAUCUGGGCAGGGUAGGGACUUGGUGUUUAAAGCUAUGGUCGACAAGCAGUGUCGCGGUCUGACGAACAAUCGAGUGUUUUCAACGUAUCUACACCGCGAUACAACUUCAGGUCGCCGGUAUAAGCAGCCGAUUUUGAUUAAUCAAAACUUUGCAGACACCCAUGUUUCCCCGUGCUAAUCUAUCGCCUCCUUGACUAACCAUAUUGCACUUCAGCUGCAAUAUAGUGUAUGCCGACUUGGAGUAACAUCCAGUCAACUUUCUCAGACAAGAUGGAUUUUCAUGCAGCAAUGGAAACUUUUGCUGAAGCAUGGGUAGCUGCCAAUACCCCUACUGCUGUUAACUCUACUGAGCCCCAACCACAGGUUGGUAAACAGAACAGUGACGACUUGCCGACACUCUUAACCAAAGAGCAACUGGCAUCAAAACAGUCCCCGCCACCCUCGUCCUCUCCGAGUAGCCCAGUGUCCCCUGUACAGCUUUCUCCUCCUAGCCACGCCCACACAACUAAGGGUCACAGCCACACACCAACAGGUCACACAGCAAUAGGCCAACCACCAGUAGGCCACACCCACUCGACAACAGGCCAUACCUCUCCGACAACGGGUCAUUCUCAUCCGACAACAGGCCACACCCAACAGACAACAGGCUACAACCAUCCGACAACUGGUAACUCUAAUCCAACUACAGGCCACACCCACCCAACAACAGGCCACACCCACCCGACAACAGGCCACACCCACCUAACAACAGGCCACACUCACUCGACAACAGGCCACACUCACUCGACAACAGGCCUAACCCACCCGACAGCAGGCUACAACCAUCCGACAAGUCAGUCUCAUUCAACAGGGGGCCAUACCCACAAGAAACCAGAUCCCAUACCUGUUACAGGCCACACCCCUCAAACACCUAAUCCAGCACCUGUGUCAUCUGUCACUCCUGCAGGUACAAAGUCGUUACCUGUGCAUUGCAUCAUUGAGCAAACAACAGGGGUCGUGACCUUUGACACCCCGGAGUGUGGCUCCAACAGUUCCGUGGAGCUGGAUUCCUACGCGAUACUUCCCAGUACCACCCUUUUCGGCGAAGUUGUGAGGACCGCACUUAUCAAACUGGGAUACAACCCCUCAGAGGCCAUCAGUGCUAAAGGUGCAGUACAAAUCAAGAACUGGCGACCUUUGACCUUCGAAGUUAUCACUGAUGACGAAAAAGCAACACUGGAAGAUAUUUGGGGAGAACUGACACAGGUGGCGACACUGCGGAUACGCCUCAGCAGCCAAUCAAAGUUGAGCUCUACCGACGAAGUGAAGAGUAAAUUACUACAACUUCUCCUUACCCAAUCACACGGGCUCCUCCUCACAUCCGGCUGUCCCAUAGAAAAGUCUCUGCUCUCCUCCAUUACCAAGGGUGACACACUGUCUAGUCUUCCGCAUGAUGUGCGCUGUGCGUUUGACAAGUGGUAUGAUGAACAAGUAGAGAAAGCCAAAAAGUCUCAGGAGCAGAAUGGGGCACCUGAAGAUCUACGCUCUCCCGAAAAGGCUCUCAAUGGCACCAUCAAUGGCACUGUAGCUGCCCACGAGAAUCACUUCAGCAACAGCCCAGCCAAUCACAGCCCUCCACUCACCUCACUUACGGGUCUGAAUCACGGCAAGACUAGGAUGCGCACAUCUUUCGAUCCUGAGCAUGAAAUUCCCCGUCUCCAGAAAUGGUUUGCAGAGUGCCAGCACCCUACAAGAGAGCAAAUGAUUCGGUUUCUCGAAGAGUUGAAUAAACUGGAAUCUCGCAAAGGAAGACGUCCAUUAGAUCUCACCAAUAUAAUCUACUGGUUCAAAAACGCUCGAGCAGCUCAUCGUCGGGCUUCUAGAAACUUUGAUGAUAACUCUUUUGAAAUGGAGGAGGGAUUGGAGAACAGUCCCGUUACAAUUGAUCGUAAUGUUCCCUACUUGCCCAAUAAAAAUGCUGUGUAUAUUGUCCCCUACCCUUACCACGGUCCCUUCAUGUCACAUGACUCGUCACAUGACCAGUCCAAAGAGCCAUGUGACCUGUCCCAAUCCCGAAGGCCAGUCUCUAGUCCAGAUAUUAAGAAGGAGAAAGACUUAUGUGACAGCAAGUCAGAUAGUGCAGAUGAGGAAGUGGAGGCCAUGGACACCAUGGAAACGCAUCAAGAAAAGUCUCCAGUCAGCAUUAAGGAGGAGACACCAGAUUUAGGAGAUGGUGAGUGUGUGACAGAUCUCAUUAAAGGGGUCAAGGACGAUGUAGAUCGAAUAAGCAUGGGGGAGCGUGAGGCACCACAAUCCAACGGCAUGCACAUGUCUGACUCGGAAGAUGACGAUGACAUGGAGUCAGAUUAUGAGGAACAAUCAAACGAGGAUUCAGAAUCUAGUCAUAAACUUUCAUCUCUAUCCUACAAUAAGGACUUCUCAGAGGCGGACUACCUCAGCAACCAUAUAUCAAGGAUGCCGACAACCCCAACAAGUGGCCUCCACCAGCCCCUACACAUCCCCCACUUUCCCCACCCCCUGGCCAUGCACUACUUUCCGAUGAAUACUCACUUCAUGGCACAGCAGUCUGCUGCUGCAAGACUUCAACAUCAUCAGCACCAGCAACAACAGCAAUCGCAGCAUCCUCAUCACAAAGCAAGCCCAGGAAAUGCUCACCGUAAACGGCGCACGCGAGUCUUCAUUGAUCCCAUGACAGAGAUCCCGAAACUUGAGAAGUGGUUUACAGAAGACACACACCCAUCGUCGUACAUGAUUGAUAAAUACUGCGAGGACCUUAAUCGCUCCGAUUAUAGGCAAAAGUUUCCAAAACUAGAGCCAAAAAAUGUUCAGCUGUGGUUUAAGAACCACCGAGCUAAAGUCAAACGCAUGAGAGUUACCUCUCAUUUAGACUGACUUAUGUUAUUGACCUUGUUAUUGAAUGUAAUGACCUCUGACCCCAGUUUUGAUUGGCCAGACAAAUCCAGCUUGCUCGGUUGUUUUCUGUUGGCUUGUAUAAUGUGCUGACCUCAGCUUUCGCAGACCAUUUUAUAUUAGUGCUGUUUGACUUCACAUCUUCUUCAGAAUGAAAAAAUUUAUUUUGAAAUCUAAAAUCAGCCUUCCUUAAGUGUUAAGGUUGUUUUUCAUCUUAAGAUUUAAUGUAAAGUUCCUGAUAAAGUUUAUAGGUUUGAUUUUUUAACUUAAUAACUGUGUAAGAUUUGAAAACAGUGGUGGUGAACAGAGCUUAUAUAAUUUGGUUUGUUUUUAACUGAGACUAUUCAUGUAUAUAAUGGAUUUCAUGUUGUUUUGUCUCAUGAUUUGACCAAAGGGGGAGAGUUCUCUCCCUUUUUAAUUGUUUUUUAUGUUUAUUUGUCUGUUACAUUAACAAAUUCAACAUUUGGAAAGUGUUUGUACUGUGAUAAUAUUUUUGUAUUUAUAUUUUCUGAAUCUGAAAUGGCAAUAUGAUGCAAGAUAUCACAAGAUUGACAGCAAGUCCUUUUCUGAUAAGCAUUAUGUAAACUAACUGGGGCUGUCGCAUUCUGAUCAGCAUUACGCAACUUACUGGGAAAGUACGAGGACAGUUUUCUUAUCAAGUUUAACACUACCUUAAUAUGCCAAUCAAAUGUUCACUUCUUGUUCAUUGAAUCGACUUAUACAUUACUUUAGAGUAUGGGUUGUAUCAUAUGUAGUUAUCAAAUAGCUCUCAUAGAAUAAAUGGUAUUAGUUACUUUUAAACAGGCCAAUAAAUAUAAUUCUACUCAAUUUCCGUACAUUUUGUGAAAUAUUUUGUAACAUUACUGAUUACUGAUUUGAACUAUUGAUUAUUACAAUCAUUUUCCUUGGUUUUUCUCUUUUUCCUUCAAUAUGUUUAUCCUUUGUUGACUAAAAAUUAACAAUAAUGAAGAAAAAACAGCAUAAAGCUCUGAAGAUAUGAAUAUGAUGAUAGCUAUUUUUUUUUAAAUAUUUUCUUGUGUAGAUGAAUAUCAUGCUAUUGAACAUUCGUAGAUUAAGUUAUGAUCUCUGAUAGUGUUCAUUCAGCAAAUCCAGCAUUAGGCACGUUACCAAGUGUUAACAACUCAUAAAGUGUAAAUAAAAUAUCAGAUUACCUCCCCUUCAUGUAAAAUAUAUUUAAAACAUUUAAUUGCAAUAAAAUAUUUACAAAAGAAUUUACGAACUUUUGAAGUUUUCACAACUUAUAAAAUCCUUUUCUAGAAUAAAGGUUGAUGGACUUUUGAAAUUGUGUAUUCAGUAAACACAUAUAAAUUAUGAUAUGGUAUCACUUAGUGUUUCUAAGGUUACAUUAAGGUACACAACAUUUUUUGUGAAAAAUCAACAUUUUAAUGUUUCAUUGGUAAAUCACAUUCUUAAAGCAAGUUUAUGUAUUAAGUUCUAUUAUUUAACCUUUAUCAGUUAUUAUUUCCUAUAUUAUGUGACAUUUGCUAAAUGUGAACUUGCAAAGGUAACUGGUGGGGAUUUUUUUCCAAAGGGAGGUAAUCUGGUAACCACCAAUUUGCCUAAGGGGAAUUAAUCUUUCCAUGGAAACUAUAUAAGCUAUGUUAACAAACAGCAUUCCCAAAUGAUCGUUUAUUGAACAGAAUUAUUUUAUAUACAACAUUUCUUCUCAUUUUAUUUGACCUGCACUUACGUUUUUAGUAGCUUGAUUUGUUAAGAUUUUUUUGUCGUUUUGUAUCUUGACAUGGUAAUUACCUAAAUGUUCUAUUGCUUGUAGGAUUUGUCUGGUUUUGACUAGAGGAAAACUUUCCAAUUCUCUCCAGUGUACACUAUUGUUAUGAUUUCUCCUAUUUCAAGGAACUGUUAUGAUCCAUCAAUGGAAAUUCAAAACAAGCUAAUUAAGGAAGUUGGAAAAACAAGAGAUGACAUUUGGAAUGUAAUUGGUUAAGACUCAUAAAUAAAUAAAAACUGUCCAUAUUCCAUACUUUUAGAUGAAAAAUCAUUAUUCUGCAUGCACAAUAUGAUAUACUGUUAUUGAUAUCGUUUCAUUUAUUGGUCAAGCCAUUAAGAUAGAAUCAUCUGUAUGAAAGUUUUGAACCAUUUUUAAUGAAGUAGAAAUCAUUCUAGUUAAAUAACAAUAUCAUACAUUGUAGAGAAUUGCUUGUUUAUGAUAACUGGUUGUGUGUUAUUUAACUCAUUCACCCCUGAAGACGCAUUUUAACUCUUCCAAUUCAAAAGUUUGAAUAGUUCAUUAUAAUUUUUUAGGGGUGAUUGAGUUAACACUAAAAAGCCAUACCAACAGAGACAGAUACAGCUUUUACCUUGUGGUACUUUUGGGUUGUUUCUAUAUAUGGAUGACCUCUAACCUUUUCAUGGAGGUCAAAUUGACCCUUUUUUCAAAUUUAAUAAAAUGAAUAUGCAUUAUAUUGUUUAAUCUCAGGUGUAAAAAUUAAUGACAUCAUCGUAAAAUGUUUGAAAUGUUUUUAUGAAGGCAUGGAAGAAUGUCAUUGAUGAAUAAUGUGUACAUUAGUAGCUGAUUCAGUCUUUGAAAUAAUUUAUGAAUAAGAUACUUUUUUGCGAUGAGCAUUAUUAACAGAACUGUACAUAGCGGCGACCUCUAUACCUCAUUGUCAUUAUCCAAGAAUUACAGCGGAGUCGAUGUUUGUUCUACAGACAUUGAUAUCAUCGUCCCUUUACAGUAAUUCAGCUUCCUAGUCACAAUACGCCUCUCUUUCUUCCCCUUAUCGUUAAAACAACAGUACAUGUUUCAAACAGAUUGCUGCUAUAUGCAGUGUUUGGUAUUGUUAAGAGUUCAAAUGUUCAUACACAUAUGUUGUUAAUGACCAGGAAUUUUUGUUCUGUUAAAAUUCACAUUAUUCAGUUGAUGUCAUUUUAUGUAAGAAUCAGCCCAAAGUAUACACUUAUAAAUACAGAUUUACCUCAUAGCUACCACAAUGAGUUCCCCACGUAUUGUCACAAUGCACCGCCACUGCCAGACGAAAGUAGUGUUCAACAGACGUGGAAUGUUUUUCUGCAAAUAUUUCUUUCAGUAGCAGAUUUGUACAUGAAAAAAUAUAUAUAUACCAUGUUUAAAAAUGUGAAAUUCAAAACAAUGUUUCAGC